AUGAGGGCCAUUAUUUUCAUGCUGAUUGUAUCCGUUGUGGGCAGUCAAAAGUUAAAGUAUGAACCUACUUUUACUGAAGGUAUGAUGACUGUUUAUACAUAUGAAGGUGUUAUUCUGACUGGACUUCCAGAAAGUGGCUUAAACAGAGCUGGUGUGAGAAUUAAUUGUGGACUGAACAUUAUUCCAAUGGGGCAGAACACCUACCUCCUUAAGAUCUCCCAUGCUCAGAUUCUGGAGUACAAUGGCAUUUGGCCAAGGGAUCCCUUCAUCUCAGCACAUAAACUCACACAGAAGCUGGCUUCAGAGCUGACCAAGCCUGUGAAGUUUGAGUACAACAAAGGCCGAGUUGGAAACAUCCAAGCCCCUGCAGACUUGCUUGAAGAUGUCCUGAACAUUCACCGUGGGAUCCUUAACAUCUUUCAAAUCACCACGAAGAAAUCACAAAAUUUCUAUGCGUUGCAAGAGGCUGGAAUUGAAGGUGUUUGUCUCACAAAUUACAUCAUUCAGGAAAACAAGAAAGCUAACCGAAUUAUUGUCACCAAGUCAAAAGACUUGAAUAACUGUCAGGAGAAAGUUAUGUUGUUCACUGGUGCCGUCUAUGCUGAACUCUGCCCAAUCUGCCAACAGUGGAGUAGGAAUAUACGUGCAUCUGCUACUUUCACCCAUACCCUAAAACCUACAGCAACUGGUGCAAUUCUUCAGGAAGCAAGGGUUCAAGAAGUGCAUCAAUUUACACCAUUCAAUGAGCGUGAUGGAGCCGCUAUCAUGGAAGCUAGGCAACACCUUGUGCUGGUUAACAUCAGGCCAGCAGUAAUACAUGAACAGCAGGUUCAGUUCGUGAACCGAGGAACCUUGAAAUAUCGCUUUGACGAGAAUAUACUUCUCAAACCAAUAAAAUUAACGAAAAUCCAGAAUGUGGAAAAAGCGAUCCAAGACACCUUGACACACCUGGAGAGAGUCCAUUCUGACACUGCUGCCAAAUUUCUACAGCUUGUUCAAUUACUCCGAUCCACAACGGAGGAAACCAUUGAUACCUUGUGCAGAAAGUCCCACAACCACCAGCUCCACACUCGGCCCUGGAUUCUGUCUGCACUUCCUGCUGUUGGAACAUCUGCCGCACUGAAUUUCCUCAAAACUAAAAUUCAGAAUUUGGACAUCUCGGUGGCUGAUACAGCUCAGGUUUUGGCUCUUGCCAUGCAUCAAGUCACAGCUGACCGUCAAAGCCUAUCGAUAGUCAGAGAACUAUUUGACAUGAAUCAUGUGCAGCAGAUCCCCAUACUUCGUCAGAUUGUUUACCUCGGCUAUGGCUCCAUGGUUUUCAGAUUCUGUGCACAGAAGGAUACGUGCCCUGACAAUCUACUUAAGCCUCUCCAUGACUUGCUCAGUGUAGCUACAGCACAUGUCAAUGAGGAGGACAUUGUACUUGGCCUCAAGGCAAUUGGCAAUGCGGGGCAGCUAGCGAGCAUCAAGAACAUCAUGAAACUGUUACCUGGCUUCGGCACAGCAGCUGCCAGUAUCCCACUGAAAAUUCAGGCUGAUGUUAUCAUGGCUCUGCGUAAUAUUGCAAAGAAAGACCCAGGAAAGGUACAAGCCAUCACGAUACAAUUAUUCAUGAAUCGAAAGAAUCAUCCUGAAUUGCGAAUGUCUGCGUGUGCAAUAUUCCUGUGCACUAAGCCACAUUUGAAUUCCUUGUUGGUCCUGGCUGAUUCGCUGUUAAAGGAGACCAGUUUGCAAGUGGCAAGCUUUGCUUAUUCGCAGUUCAGAUCCUUGGCAAGGAGCUCACUCCCUUCUCUCAGGUCCCUGGCAGCUGGGUGCAAUAUAGCUGCAAAACUCCUGAGCGCCAAAUUUGACCGACUUGGCUUGCGAUUUAGCCGGCUUUUGCAUCCUGACAAAUUCUGCUUCAAGCUGAUGUCAGGAUUAUCUGCUAAAGCCAUUCUGCUGAAUAAUGCUGGGACUCCCAUCCCAACAGUAGUAGCAGCCAAAAUCACGGGUCAUACGUUGGGAUCUUCUGCUAAUCUGGCAGAGGUCAGCUUUCGAAUGGAAGGCCUUCAAGAGGUCAUCAUGAAAGCCCUCGCACCAGUCACAGGAGUUCCUGAUCUGAAGCAAAUUCAACGUAUCUUAAAUAAGUUCCCAGGAUGGAAGUCCUUACCAGAAAAAGUACCUCUGGCUUCAGCGUACCUGAAACUGUUCGAUCAAGAGAUAGCCUUUGUGGAGUUCAAAAGGAAUGACUUUCAGAAAGCCAUUCAAUCACUCACUGACGCACGUGGGAAACGCAGCACGUUGACGAAGCUGCUCACAUGGCUCCAGAAGCCAGUUGAAUUGCGCCCUGCAGCAGCAUUAAUGAGUGCCGAGCUGAGACGGUUCGUCCCUACCUGUGUUGGUCUGUCCAUGGAACUCUCCUUCCUUUCAACUGUUGUGGCAAAAGCCAAUAUCAACGUUGAUGCACGUAUCCCUUCCUCCAUCUCUUCCUUUUCUCAAUUGCUCAGUGCUGAUAUCCAGCUGAAGGUUCAGCUAAACCCAAGUGUGUCUGUGUAUAGUAAAGCCAUCAUGGGAAUAAAUACUCCCUUUGUCCAGUCUGGCUUAGAACUUGAUGCAAAACUCCGUGCUGCUUUCUCCGUCGAUGUGACAGUGAAUAUGAAUAUAAAAGAAAGAAAUUUGAAAAUUGACACAGCAGCAGUUGAACAGGAAAAUCAAAUCUUAUCUUUCAGAUCAGAAGUAUUUGCAGUUUCAAGAAACAUUGAGAAUUUGUCUGCAGCAAAAUCAGUCCUGAUUUUACCUGAAGCAGAAGAGCCGAGCAUCACAAAUCAAAAAUUCAAGGCAACCUGGCGCAAUCCAACAGAUUCAGUGCUUUGUUCAGGAACCAUGGCCGAUGAAGAUGAGUGUCGUGAUCAAGCACAGCGACGAGCCCCAAGGCCCUCAGUGAGCAACAUUUGUGCUAGAAUGACAACGUUUGGCUUUGAUGUGUGCCUGGACGCAAAGUCAGCAAGUGCUGUUUACAUCCGCCAUGGUCCACUGUACAGGCUGAUGGGAGGGCACAACAUCAGAAUUAUAAUCAGACCAGUCCAGUCAGAGACAAGGAUCGAAAGGUUGCGGCUGGAAGUACAGACAGGUCUCAAAGCAAGUGCUAAAAUGGUUCGGCUUCUGGAGGUAGAGGAGCUGCUCCCUGAAAGAGUCCGUACACAUACAGUCCUGAUAGAGGAAUCCCACUCACAGAUUAGAAUGGAAAACUGCAUUUGGGACAAAAGCUCCUCAUCCAGGUCAAUUUCUACAAGUUUGUCAGGAAGCAAGUCCACCUCUCAAAGAUCUGCAGUGUCAAAUGAUAAUUCACACAGUGAGCACCACAACAUUCACCAGAAGGAAGAUCGACAGGCUCCAAUAUCUGAAAAGAGCAGCAUCAGCACCAGUCAUCACACAGAUAUCAGCUCCAGCAGAUACAGGUUCUCCACCAGUGCAUGGAGAAUGAACCAGGACCUCAUGGAUAUUAAGUUCAAGUCAGUUGGAAAGGUUAAGAGUAAUCUCAUUGGAGAUAUAGGCACACCGUCACUCACCAUCCUUGCUCAAGCAAAAAGGACUGAUGGCAAACAGCAAGGGUAUCAGCUCACAGGAUCAAUGGAAAGUUCAGAUGGCAGGCCUAGAAUACAUCUACGAGUUGUUGAACUGAAGGAAGACAGCAACUGGAAAAUGUGUGCUGAUGCUGUAAUCCUGAAAGCACACAAAGCAUUGUUAAUGUUCAGAUGGGGUGAAGAUUGCCAGAAGUUUAAAAUAUCUUAUGAGGCAUCAUUGGGACAUCUUGCAGACCAUCCAGCUAUGAAAAUUAAAAUUCAGUGGUCAGAAAUUCCUGCUGCAAUGAUAUCUGGUGGAAGGGUGAUCGGAUCUGGACUUGCUUUUCUAUUGGGAUUUUCCAAUAAAUUCAAAAGUAAUCCUUCUCAUCAGAUCACGCAACUGAUAGCCCUAACAUCACCAUGGACCAUCGAUACAAUUGUUAAACUACCCAGGUUAACAAUCUAUUACCAAGGCUUCGAGCUUCCAUUGCCACUGCAUGUUCAACCAAUGACCCCAGUCAUUCGGACGAAAGGGUUUAAAAGCAUCAGUGAAAUACCACAGCUGCUACUGACGAUGAACCAACGAGAAUGUAUUUCAGAGGGUGAGCGAGUUGUUACAUUCGAUGGCAAUGAAUUAAAACACACAAUACUUAAUGAUUGCUACUACAUCCUGGCCAAAGAUUGUUCACCUACUCCAAAAUUUGUUCUCUUAAUGCGGCGCGCUGUCAAUCAGCAAAAGAAGAAGGCAAUAAAGCUGCUCAUAUCUGUGCCCAAUAUUGUAAUUGAAGCAUAUCCAACGCGGAAUCGUAUAAAGUUCUUGGUGGACAAUGUUGAAACCACUUUGAGUAAUGAAGAAAAGGUCAUACAAAAUGUACAUGCUUGGCAGAAUGGGACAGGAAUUAUUUUAAAAGCAUCAUCAAUCAAUAUUGAACAAUUGUUCUUUGAUGGAAACACUGUGCAGAUUAUACUCGAUCACAUGAUGAGUAAGACAUGUGGUAUUUGUGGGCUCAAUAAUGGUGAGAAAAAGCUGUUGAUGCCAAAUCAAGAGGAGGCCAAAGAUGUCGAAUGCCUUUUUGAAUCAUGGACAUGUCCAGGGCAAACCUGCAAAGAUGAUUGCAAAGUUAGAAGAACAUUUGUGGAACUAGGAAAACUUGUCAAGUUUGAAGGACAGGAAUCCAGAUGCUACUCAGUCGAACAAGUUCAACGUUGCCUGGAAGGGUGUUCACCAAUUGAAACACUCUCUCGCAUUGUCAAUUUCCACUGUGUACCAGCUAAUCACUCCGUGAAUGCAGCUGCUAUGUUAAGUUUCUGGAAGAAGUCUGCAGAUAAGAGCCUCUCUGUGGAUUCCCAUACUGACUGCGUGUGUGACUGUGCCGAAGUGUAACCCCAUUAAUCAAUGUUACCAAAACCUCAACUGUAACAGUUAUGAAUGUGAGACUUUUUGUUAUAUCAAUUCUUUUUAAAAACAAUCUUAACUCUUGUUGAA
Molecule: messenger RNA, 5028 nt
Organism: Rhincodon typus (whale shark)
Lineage: Eukaryota; Metazoa; Chordata; Chondrichthyes; Orectolobiformes; Rhincodontidae
Product: vitellogenin-like
Exons: 34
Coding region: 1-4926 (1641 amino acids)
Biological process (GO): lipid transport
Molecular function (GO): lipid carrier activity
Source: RefSeq, a predicted model, not a curated record